Messenger RNA from Amoebophrya sp. A120, 8416 nucleotides. Lineage: Eukaryota; Dinophyceae; Syndiniales; Amoebophryaceae. The record is from the annotation of a GenBank genome assembly.
AGCACAGCGACAGCGACAACGGGAAUUUUUCUACCCAGAUAUUAAUUAAGCAACACAAUGUAGCGUCGUCGCGUUUUGUUGCUGGUACAAACCAGUAAUAUCGACGAAAUUAGAAGUUGUAUCGAUACAAUCCUUUCUUGAUCCGCACUACAAGCCUGUUGUAGGUGGGGGGUCGAGACGACCGACGACUGUAAAGCCAAGCCCAACCAGACGGCCAGCGCGCUACUGGAGGCCAAUACACUACUGGCGCCACUGAUCGGAUCUUUCCCCGCAGUCCGCCACCUAUGGUGGGCGAGCGACCCAGGCAGCUACUACGCUGCGUAGCCAGGAACCAACCAAACACAACACGAAGCCCGCGCACCACAGGGGGUGAAAGUACGCACCCAGCCCACACGACGAAAACGUCUCGAAAGUAGGUGAUCUGCGCCCGGCCGCCAUAGUCUAGUCGGAUCGACGACCCGGCUAGGGUCAGAGCCGCAGUGAUAUCAGACGCGAACUACGAAGGGUGAUGGAGUGAGGUGACACGCCCUGGCGCGGCGAAAAAGCACGCAGCCCGACGACCACCCACAACCAAGCCUGCUGCACAUGUAGCCUAUCCGUAUUGCCACCAAAAUCAGUGAUCUGCGCCCGGCCGCAUAGUCUAUCAAGUUGAUAGGGCUGGGAGUGCAGUGAUAUUAACCUAAGCAAGACGACACAUGGUGGGGCGUGGACUGGUCUAGACGGUAACCCUGCGGACGGCUGGGCCUCGGACAGCAACGACGCGGGGGAGGUUAUCCUUGGGGCGCGCACAAGUCGCGAAGAGUAGCACACAGCAGCUCCAACAGCGUCCAGAGUCAACGUUCGCAAUCAACUAUUUAUCAAAAUUUAAUUUUAAACGCAGACGCUUUACAAAAAUGCGUAAGGCAGACCGAGCAAGAUCUGCAGCAUAGCUAGGUGGUAGCAAAGCGUAAAAGGCUAAAAGGAAAAAAUAAAAAACAAGAAGAAGUUCCUUCUGCUCGUCGCAGCAGAAUUGUUAGACUUUUCAGUUCAACAACCUCUCGAUCAUUUUACAGACUUUUAGAAGCUUCAACAUUUUACUCACAACAGAAGCAGUGUCACCACAACCUACGCAUUUUCAGCAGACUUCUUGUACGACAGAACAGACUUUUUAACUUUUCAACAGAAACACUUCAAACGACCUUUUCGACAACAAAAAGACUUUAGUUUACGGCUCCCUUUUCACAGAAACAACUUUUCUCAAAAACACGCUUUUUAGUUACGACCACUUCUAUGUAUUUUUUCCCUUUUCGCGAGCCUUCCUCUGUUUUAGUUUUUCUUGGAGUUUAAGGCUCUCAGCAGAAGUCAGUUUUUCUAAGACGGGUGCCAAAGCAGCUCCGUCACGUUGUGCUUUUUAUUGAAAUAGCGCUAGACACAUGAGAAGAAAGAACAACUUUCAACCGGUUCCAUGUGACCACUCGCAACAAACAAACAAACAGAAGUUGUAUCGAUACAGCCCUUUCUUGAUCCGCACUACAAGCCUGUUGUAGGUAGUAACAACCUGAGUUCCGCGAUCCCGUCGGAAAACACGAAGGCGCGCUGCUUUGGAACUUUAAAAAGCUGCCGCGCCACUUCAAAAAAAAGCUCGGCGUCGCUCUUGUGGCGCGGCUUUUCCUUUUGGUAAAUAAAAGCGAAUAGAUGAGAACUGCUGAGCACGUGUUGGCGACGCCACUGCUCUCAAAUACGCCCGUAAAGCGGCGCCGUUCCUUUUGUGCCCCUGGCUCAUAUGCUUUGCCGCAUGAGUUCCAGGGGCCGGGCAGAGUCAAGAAUCGCCGCUAUUCACCGGCGCCCGAGCUGGUUCCAUGCUUGGGCCUGCGUGGCAUGCGCCAGCCACAGCCGUAGUAGGACUGUUUUGGGCGGGGGCUGCCGCUGCAGAGCGGGGAUGCUACUACACCCAUGAAACCGUAUGUAGGUGGCCCUGCGUUCUAGAUGGGGUAGUCAGUAGACUCAGACCAGUAAAAGGCUCAGUUAGAAGUAGGGGAGCCUCCGUCUCGAGGUUUAGAUAGUUUUCCCGGUCACCAGAGGGGACGAGGACCAGACCGCGCAUCAUGCUGCGCGCUCGUAUUGUGUCAUCGAUCUUAGAGGGGAGGGCCCUAGGAAGAUCGCAGCACCAGGCGCGGGCCCGCACAUUUUCAAAUGGAAGCAUGGGCGGGAUGUAUCGGCGAUGGGGAGGCCGCAGGAGCCGCCGACCGCGCUCGUAUGCGAUUCGUAUUGCUCCGAUUGCUCGUAUUGGUCGCCUCGUAUUGACCCUGGAACCUUAUAAAAUUCGCUGUUAGAAGUUGUAUCGAUACAACCCUUUCUUGAUCCGCACUACAAGCCUGUUGUAGGUAGUAACAACCUGGGUAAAGAUGUAGAUAUUUUUCAAAAACCUGCUUCGCUCGUCCCCGUCCAGCCUUCGCAGAUCAUUCCACAAGUCGCACCGUAGUUUUCAGUCCCCAAGGAACCUGUACGCGAGUCUCCGUUCUUCCGCAAGCAUCAACAUGGCGUCGUCCUCUUCCCUCUUUCCCCCGCAGCCCUUCGUGUCCACCUCCGGCGGAGCAACCUCUUCUACAACUGCGGGAGGCCAGGACGUCGUGCACGGGCAGCAGGAGCGGGUAGCUGCUGCUGGGGUUCUUGCUGCUUCGUCCUCGUCUUCAGCCAUGCAGCCUGGUGUUCUUGCUCCUCCUCUCAGUGUAGUCGAUUUGCUUCCCGACCAGGUGUGGGUGGAGUACAUCAUUCUUUUUUUGAAUAUCAAGGAGAUCGGGCAAUUGGCCAAGACGUGCAAGAUUUUGAACAAUUUGAUUCUGAACGAGCCCUUCGUCUGGCAGAUGGUCGCUAGCGUGCAAGUAAAAUCCUCCUUCAACAAGGGGUUUGAGAUUUUCGUGGGCGCGAUCGAUUCCCCGACGGCGCAGCUGCAACAUGACCACCAGAACGGCGCGGAAAGCAUCAUUUCCAAUUGGCAAAAGGUGGUGCUCAUGUCAAAUGCCAAGCUUCUCACGAGCACCAAAGGCGUCGAACUACUCCGGCUUAUGGCGUCAACGGCGGCUACUUCCGGGGCGACGGCGCGAAGUGGCAUUCGAGAUGAAAGUGAUGUAAAUUCUACCAACUUGUUCGCGGCAGGACAACUAGAACCAAACCAGAUGAAGGCAAUAAACGGUGGGCAACAAGCCGCGCAUGCGCAAGAGCCACCACGUCCGACGUUAGAUUCGCGCAUCGAAGAGCUGCUGCGAAACGGGCCCCCAAAAUCUGACUCGAACCAGGGAACAGAACUGCUACGCGGGAAAAUAAAAGAACAUCAUAGCAGUAGUACAGAAGGCGUAGGCUUUACUGCUGGAGGAGAAGGAACCUCCUCGUCUCCAGCUUACGAUCCGGCGUACAUCGCCGAAAUUGUUGCCGAUUUGGAGGAAGCGGACGCAAGCUUGAACGAUAAGAACCAGCGGGAUAUCGGCUCCAGACCCUCAGGUAUGCAAGAAAAAAACUGUGUAAGUGUAAGUUUCUUGGUGGAAUAGCAUCACAAGUUUGCUCUGCAUGAAACAGAAAACCUGUCAUGCAUAGCUAGUACUUGAAAACACGUACGAAAAGAGCCUAUGAUGCAUGUCCAGCAUGACAAGUGUAACAGUUUUGCAUUUUCUGCAACACAAAGUUACACUUACACAGUUUUGUUCUUGGAUAUCAGGUAGCGGUAGUUCAUCCGCCGCUUCGUCGAUGUUGACGGCGCGCAGCGACGCGUCUAGUAGUUCGAGCUCCGGGUUGGGGUUCGCUUUCGCGCCAGGGGAAGGCAGGGUGUCGAGCCAGGUACAACUGCAGCAGCAGCCGGCGUCCAAACGCCCAAAACACCUAGCGGAUGAUGUUGACGCGACCAAGGAGGAUUUGUCUUCUGCUCCGGCGAUAAACCACGUCGGCCCGCAAGUCGGAGGUGGAUCUGCGUCCUCUUCGUCGACCCGAAAGAUAAAUGGCGCAGUUUUUACACAGGAUCAGGACGCCAACCUAGCUGAACAAGCUUCCAGUUUUGUACAGAAGGCGGAUCGUGCGCAAAAUGCCAGUGCGGAUAUCCACAACAACAAUCCAGGUUCAUCAUAUAUAGGCGCCACAGGAGGUGGCUCAUCGUCGUCGUCUUCUAACUUUGGUGCAAGAGAUAAUUCCAACAUCAUGGAGCAAGGUGGAAUCACAGACCAACACGGAGGACGGGGCGAUCAUGAAACUAAUCGCAAGACUACAUCAAGUGCACGCUUUGCAGAACGAGCAGUCCAACCCCCGCCGAGGAUCCGCAUGCGCGAGGAGCUUCUGCAGCCAACGGGCAUUGACGACUUCGAGACGGGCGCCGCCAAGGAUUUUUUCGCGGGCCACGCACCACACUUGCACUGGCUCGGGGGCACGCGGUUGCUGGCCUUAUCACAAUGAAAAACGCCCCCACCUCCGAACUUGGGAGCAUUUGCAUUGCAAACCUUUCCGACAGAAACACUCGCCCUCUUGCAUCUAGCAGCAUCACAGAUCUCCAAUCGUGAAUAGCGAAGAUGUGUAUUGCGACAGAUCCCAGCAAGAGCGGCGCUUGUCAUGCAAGCAAUGCUAUAUACGCCUAGACCCUGCAUCACAAAGAUUCACACUCCUUUCAUGCAUGACAAAAAGUUUUCAUUUGGAAACGUAGCAUCACAAAUUAUUGCAACUUUGGGGGUGGGGGCAUUUUUCACGGUAAUAGGCCUUCGCCGGAAAUUACUACGCGGACCGGAUCGGGGGCGCGACGCCCAAGGAGCUGCUAUCCAAUGCAAAUGUCUGGGUCUGGAAGAUUGCCAGGUUUGUCAUGCAUAUUUUGCAUGACCAAUGAUGUCUGUGAUGCAUGCCCUAGCAUCACAUAUUUUUAGAGGACUACUUUGCGAUGCCUCUACGGCAUGAGAAAUGCCCUCUCCGCAUAGCACAAACUGGAGUGCUCUUGCUGGUCAUGCAAUACGCAUUUUUUUAGAAUCCAGAGACAGCAUUACAAGAUUAGAAUCUUCCAGACUCAGACACUGUUGCAAUCCAUAGCUGCCGUUCGUGUACGAGAUUGACGUGAAGCAAACCCCGGUCAAAGUGGUCGAGACGGUCAACUACGGUUUGAAAGACCCUGCCACGGACCAGUUUCUCCACGGCACGCCCCACCCACAGAUCAUGGGCGCGGCCAGCAGCGUGUGGCGCGGGAAGGUGGUGUUUUUCGGCUAUCAAAUGCAAAUAUGUCUGGGUCGGGAAAUUUGUGAUGCUGGGUGGCGUAUCAUCAGGAGGCCACAAGUGCUGGCCCAGCAUGACAAGUUUUGGAGCCUCUAGGUGUUGCCUAUUCUGCAUGACAGACUGCGUUUCUGCAUGACAGAAAAGCGGGGCUCUUGUUGGGCAACGUUCAUGACAGAUUUAAGAGUCCUGCCAGACAAGCAUGACAAACAUGCAUUCUUCCAGACCCAGACAUUUUUGCAUUUGAUAUCGGCGGCGGCAGUCCGAUUGACCAAUCGAAGAUCAACAACUGCGUCAGCGUGUUCGAUAUUCGGGAAAAAAGAUGGGAGAGAUUAUGGGGAAUUACAACCACGGAGGUGAACAACCAACCAGCUUUUACUGGCAUUAACCGCAAUGCUCGCUCUGGUGCAACUUCUGCAGAGCAAGCUGCCCUCCGGAGGGCGAAUGGCAGCGGGUCCGUGUCGUUCCAGCCGAACCUCAGCCCGUGUCAGCCGCAGGGCAUUCCGGGCGAAGAUUUCCCGAAGCCGCGGCAAGGCCAGCGUGGGACGGUGUUCCGGGACAAAUUUUUCAUUUUCGGCGGACGCGAGCUGACAAUCGGGAACAACAGAAUUGCCCAGGCAGACGGAACUCUCACGCGCGACAACGGGUGCAGGAACGACCUGUGGAGCUUCAACCUGUUGACGAAGCAAUGGAAGAAGGAACAGCAGGCCGGAGACAUCCCGGCGCCGCGAGUAUGGUACGCUUCGACGGAAGCGACGAACGGGAGGUGGCUGAUCACCGGGGGGAGCUUGUGGGACUAUCAAAUGCAAAAGUGUCUGGGUCUGGAAGGUUAAAACUUGUGAUGCUAACUUUGGACUCUAAAAUAGUCUGUAUUGCAUGACCAGCAAGAGGAGUCGAGUUUGUGCUACGCGGGGAGGGCUUUUGUCAUGCGGAGUAGGCAUCAGGAAACCCUCUAAAAAUUAGUGAUGCUAGGUCGUGCAUUACAGACAUGCUGGGUCAUGCAAAACAUGCAUGACAGGUCUCAGAACCUUCCAGACCCAGACAUUUUUGCAGUUGAUAGGGACUUCAAAAAAACAAAUUCGGAAGAGACGGUGCGCCAGUAUCAGGACUUGUACUGUUUGCAUUUGGCAUCAAAUUAUAGGAACCGAGGUGGUGGACAACUUUCACAGAGCAGUAGUGCAGGAGCUGCGACUUCUACUGGUAGUUCGGGUUUUAACAGUAAUUUUGGCGAAGUUGUAGACCACGGAGAGGACGACCACUACGACUACUACAACUACACCAGCAGCAGCACUUUCGAGGCACGACCUGCUCCAGGGAAGAUGACGAUGAGCGACGAAGUGUCUACUGAGGGCGCAGGACCAGUGUACAUCUGGGAGAAGAUUUCGCUUACCCCAACGACCGACCGGCUGUUUCCGGCCGGGGAUGAGAGAAGUAGUAGUACAACAUCAAGAACAUCAGCUGGGGCGCAAAUAGAAAAUGGGCGCGGUUCUGGCGCGACCGCAGGGUCUACAGGAGCUUCCGCGCAACAGCAACCUACCACGACAAGCCGCUUCCGAAACUUCUUCAACAGCGCGUUCGGCCGCCUGGUGCCGGACCUCACGUACCCCGACUGGGUGACCGCCGGGCAGCUGGUUGCUACCGGCCGGGAACUGCUCUACUUCGGCGGUACGAAGCCGCAGAACAUCGUAUUGAAAGGAAAAAUGCCCCCACCCCCAAACGUGAGAGCAUUUGUAUUGCAAACCUUUCCAAAUGAAACAUCCGCCCGCUUGCAUCUAUCAGCAUCACAGAUUUCCGAUCGUGUAUUGCAAAACAUACCAGCAAGAGCGGCGCUUGUCAUGCAAGCGAUGCGACACACGCCUAGGCUCUGCAUCAGAAAGGUUCAUACUCCUUUCAUGCAUGACAAAAAUUUUUCAUUUGAACACUUCGCAUCACAGAUUUUUGCAACUUUGGGGGUGGGGGCAUUUUUCCUCGCGAUACAUCGGCGAGGAGGGGAUCACGUUUCAAAAGUUGAUGGACGAAUCGGAAGAGACCGGGUGGCCCUGCUGGUACUCGGAUUUGGCAAGAAACGCGUUCGUGUUCGACACGGUCACCAAACAGUGGACCAGUUCGGAAAAAAUGGAAACCAUCUUCCACCGGUCGUGUGAUACUAAAUCCCUGCGCCGCUCGCACUUCGCGGCGUGUUUUGUCCCGACGACGGGGCAGAUCUUCGUGUUCGGUGGUAGUCGGUAUUUCGUCGGGGAAUAUUUCCUAUGCAUUGCAAAAAUGUCUGGGUCUGGAAGAAUGCGAGAUUUGUCAUGCUUGUCUGGCAUGACCAAAAUAAAGUUUGCGAUGCGUGUCCAAGAAGAGACCCUUUUGGUUGUCAUGCAAAAACGCAGUUUGUCAUGCGAAAAACGCAACACAAAGAAGCGCAGAUAUUUCUCAUGCUUGGCUGUGCAUUACAGAGCAUUCAUUAUUCCCAGCGCAGCAUUACAGGUUUCCAGACCCAGACAUUUUUGCAAUCCAUAUUUCCACGACGUCAUCACCCUGGAUUUGCCGCACUCGGAGUUUUCGGGGAAAAAAGACGUGAAUGAGAAGUCGGAAAUCUUUCCGGGAAAACUUUACCUCAAGUGGAAGGGACAGAUCGGGCGGUUGCGGGGGAUUCUGUUCAGCGGGGACAUCACGAAUGACCGCAUGCGCGAUAUUUUUCAGGAAAUCCGGGACAACGAGGAGGCCGACGAGGAGCAAGCCGAGCAGGAGCAGGGAAACGAUCAGAACGUCGUGAGCGAAGAUGAGGAUCACGAAAUGCAGACACCAUCGGACGAUGACGCGCAGUCGGCUGAUGAGGAGGAAAACGCAGAAUUGCGUGCUGGAGUUGGUGGAGACGACGAUGUGGACAUGGGGGAUACGUGAGCGAUGAGCGUUCAUUUACUUUUACAAGAGGGAAAAAAAAGCAGACCACGACUCGAAGACCUUGAAGCUCUUCGAGCGGUGGAGCAGACAAGGAGAAUCCACUUUACAACUUUUCUCCGUCGACUUCUAUCUGAAUUUGAUAUAUUCUCUCCUCAAGAAGGAAACGCGGUUGAAGUCAACAGCGCGGCAAAAAUUGAGAGCGCGUGCUUCUAGCACGCAUCGGUGAUGGCGGAAAAUGCACCCGUCCAAUUCAUCACUAUACAAAUGCAAGUGUACUAUAGUGUUUGAUGAAAAUUUUCUGGACCGAACCAACCGG